Onychostruthus taczanowskii (white-rumped snowfinch) is the source of this 792-nucleotide messenger RNA. RefSeq names its product PCNA clamp associated factor (gene PCLAF). The transcript is spliced from 4 exons. Gene Ontology annotation, biological process: translesion synthesis; regulation of cell cycle. The record is from RefSeq and is a predicted model, not a curated record. NCBI's taxonomy places the organism in Eukaryota, Metazoa, Chordata, Aves, Passeriformes, Passeridae. Bases 32 to 409 code for a protein of 125 amino acids. Gene Ontology annotation, molecular function: chromatin binding. Gene Ontology annotation, cellular component: nucleus.
GGCCCCGCGCUCCAUUGGCGGGCUGUGGCCAAUGGCACUGCCGGGGCGGGGCUGGGCCGGGCAGUGUCGGGCCGGGAUGGCGCGGACCAAGGUGGAUCAGCGUGGACGAGCCUUCCGCAAGGUGCUGGUCGCCCGCGCUCCCCGCAAGGCGCUGGGCUCCGGCAGCAGCAGCAGCAGCGUCAGCGCGGGGCCGCCGCUGCCCGGCCGGAGAGGGCUGACACGCUCUCCCGCAGGUGACAGGCGCCCUGUGGGGCUGAACCGGGUCUGCGUGAGGCCGGUGCCCGCCUGGCAAAGGGGCAUCAGCGACUUCCUGAAGCUCCCGGCCAAGGAGAGCCGGGCACCCGAUGGAGACGCGCCCGGGACCAGCGGCCUGGAGUGGAGCUCGGCCCCUGCCACUGGAUCCUGCUGAAGAGGGAGCGUGCUUGGAGGAAGAGUAGAUGUGAUCUGACCUCGAUUUUCAUGUUACAAUGCUCCUCCUACUCGAGCUGGGUUUUGUACAUUUGCAUAGCUCUUUACAGUUUUUUUGUGGCUUCCUUUCAGCUUUUGUACAAGACUAAAAGUUUGAGAGAUGGCACGAACACUGGCACUUAAUUUUUACUGUUUGGAACUUAAUGUUCAUUGUAAACCACUGGUUUAAUUUUUAUCUUGGUUUGCUUGAGUUCCUCCCGUAUGUUGUGCAGCUUUUGUCUUUAAUCUUCUGCCUGCAUUGUGUUUGUGCAAGAAUUGCAUGAUCGUGGUUGUUCUGUUACUGCAAAGCAGAUCCUCGUUUUUUUAAUAAACUGAAGCCUUUUG